AGUAAUCAACAAAGAAAAAUGCUUAGCUAUACACGAAAACAUAACAGUAAUCCAAACCUCCAAAGUAAAAGUCUGAUUUAAAAGUUCACUUGACAAGUCCACUUCUGAAGCUUCUGCCAUCAGAAAUAUGAUACACAGUCUUUCAUCGUUUCUGCUCCCUAUUUAUAUUAUUUAUGCCAGCCCACAUCGAUUACAGGCAGAAAAACGAAAAAACCUGGACAGAAAAAGUGCACUCCUUACAAAUCUGACCAUCAUUUAAAGACGUUCCAUUACUAUUCUCAUCCAAAACUUACAAAUAUUUCAAAAAAUUAAAACAUAGGCAGACUCAUCAGGUUUUACAUGACAUUGUACAUUUUUUAUCAGUUUGGUCAGGACUUCACAACCCUAAGUCUGGCAGAACUUAUAAAUACUGAGCUAGUCAAAAUGGUCAGGUAUUCCUCACAGUCAGGGAUGUGCGUUAGGAAACAAAAAUGGCCCACUCUUUCCUUUCAUUCUUAAUCUUCAACAUUUAUGUGAGUGGAGCCCAUCAGUGACGCCGUUACAUCAAAGGAAAAAACAGUUAUGAGAUUCUCACAUCCACGCAAAACUCUCCCAUCCGACAAUGCUUUUCAUUCUCAUUCAACAAAAAUUUUAAUAAUAUAUCAGCAGGUUUGUAACAAUAUUCUCCCACCACCUGAGAAACUAAGCCAGUUAUUAAGAGACUAUAAGACUUUUCAUAGCAAAGUAUCAACAAGUAAACAGCUUAUAUUCAAACGCAGUCUUUAUAUUGAUUUGUAUGUGUAUCCAUGCCCAUAAUGACUUCGGCAUCGUUCUAUAAUUUUGUGUUUAUAAAAACAACUUUGGAAAUUGUACACUAAAAACUAAUGCAAUCAAUUCAAAUUUAUAACACAAAUAUACGAUCUGUGCUAAUUUCCGAUCAGAUUUUUUUUUUUUGCUGGCGUCAGAAGCUGAAACAUCGUCUUGUAGGAAAACAUCUAUCACACACAAGCUAAACUUUUGGGGUUGGGACGAUUUGACUUGUCUUAGGACGAAAUGGACCUAGCUGGGACGAAUUGAUUUUUGCUGUGGGGUGAAAUGGCCGGACCCCCUUCCCCUUUCACUGGCUUUACCCAUUCAUUAUAUAAAAAAAAACAAAUGUACCCCACUAGACAUGGUAAAGGCUGGUUCUCAAUUUACAGGGCUCUUUCAGUAUUUUUCGAAAUGGCAUGCCAAGCGAUCGGAAUGUUACUUAAUAUGCAUUUUCCGUCGUGGGUUGAUGCUGUUGAAACGACCAUCAUACCUAUAGUUUAAACACUUUGUUUACAAAAAUGAAUAAUCGAAGAAGUUGACGUCAUGCUGGUAAGUCAGUGGAAUAAUAAGUACAAGGGAAGCAAUCACAGGUUCCUAAACAUGUUCAAACUUGUGUUUUACAAUCAAAUACUUCCAUCAACUCUUUACGUUGUCGUUGAUAUCAGUCACCAGUGGUCAGUGCAAGUAUCAGAAAAAAUGCGCAUGCAUAACGAUCAUGUUAUGUAUGCACGAAUCACUUUCGUGUUGCUGUAGUGCUUGUGUUGGCACACGUACACGACCGCACCAACACAUCCGAGAACUGACGGUGACAGGACCUCCAGAGUCAAAGCUAAGGCCAGACGACAAGCCAGAGUUCAUUUACGAAACAGAGUGAAGAUGGAUCAUGAGUGACGGUGACAAAAUGAGUUUAGAUGAUUAUGAUAUACUCAGUUUCCUGGGCGAAGGUGGCUUUGCUCGUGUCUACAAAGCAAAGUCAAAGAAAAAUGGACAGGAGGUUGCCAUUAAAAUGAUUGAAAAGGAAACAACAAAAGCACGUAGGAUGGUUGCAAGGGUGAGGAAGGAGGUUGAAAUCCAUUCAAGGCUGAAACAUCCAUCAAUUUUGGAGAUAUAUGAUUAUGAUGAAGAUAACAAGUAUGUUUACCUAGUGCUAGAGCUAUGUCACAAUGGAGAGUUUCUGCACUACCUGGACUCACAAGGAGGAGUGUUAACAGAAGAUGAGGCUCGAAAGGUGAUACGGCAGGUGGUGGAAGGCAUGCAGUACCUCCAAAGACAUCAUAUCAUGCACCGAGACCUUAAACUCUCCAAUCUACUACUUACUCAAGAUAUGAACAUAAAAAUUGCUGACUUUGGGUUGGCCAUACGGCUUACAGAACCAGAAGAGAAGCACUUCACUAUGUGUGGAACACCUAACUACAUGGCCCCUGAAGUGGCUAAGAAAGAAGCACAUGGCCCUGAAGUUGAUGUAUGGUCACUGGGUUGUAUGUUGUAUACCAUGCUGGUUGGAACAAAUCCCUUUGACACUGACACUAUACGUGGUACUUUGGACCGAGUCAUACAGGCAGAGUAUCACUUGCCUUCUGACCUCUCACUUGAGGCUUCUGACCUAAUUCAGCGUCUGCUGCGCAAAAAUCCUAAUGAGCGUCUUCUGCUUAAAGAUGUCCUCUGUCACCCCUUCAUGAGAGGAAAGUCAGUGGCAACACAGGACACUAUACAGAUGUCAGAGAUAUCAGUAGACAGUGGUUGUGGCACCUUUGCAACAACAUUGGGAUCUAGUCACUCCAGCAGCAAUGGUCAUGGUCACCCCACCACAGCUUUUCCUUCAAAGGCAGUGGGGUCUCGUAUAUCAAAAGAAAUGAAGCAAACAGUGGCAGAUGGGAUCCUAAUCAGCUGUCAGAGAGUGGUUAUCCUCUCAGCGAUCAGCGAUACUCAUCACCACCUAUCAGGGAGAGAGAUGGGUUGGAUAUGCGAUUUGUGGGAACCCAUGACUUCAAACCAGCACAAAUCUAACAGAGAUGUUAUAAGGAACUCAUCUGAGGCUGCCAUAGGACCUUCUCAGUUUGAUCCACAUCGAUACCAGGAACCCCAAGACACUUCCAGUUCCUUUAGCUGGUCCUUCAGUGCCAGCUCAAUAGACAGCCAUAGCAGCUUACCAGCAGGUGGCAGCCCUUUGGUUCCCAGAAGCAUGAAAAAUGGCCAGGAGAUCAACAUGUGGAUUCUAGUCUAUACACAGUCAGCACAAAGAACACUUCUAUCUCUCAUAGCAGCAGCGAUGAAGAGAACAAAGAGAAGGCUGCUGCUGCUGGUGGUGAGGGACACUGCAAACAAACCCACAGAACCAUUGAACACUCGGCGUCUUCGCCCUAUCAGACAGAAAACUAAAAAUGGUGUGGUCAACAUCAUGGAUAAUGGUGAUGUUUGUCUAGAGUUUGUCAAAAACAAAGGCAAGGAGCAAAGAGUAGUGGAAGUGUUUUUAGUAUCUUCUGAUGGGCAGCAGGUGACUGUGUUCCACCCUGGGGAUAGAGGAAAAGGUGUGGCUGUGAGUGAUUGCCCGCCAUUGCCAUUGUCUGCCUGCAAGACAUUUAUCUUCGAGUCACUGCCAGCCAAAUAUUUUAAGAAGUACCAGUAUGCUGUCAGAUUUGUAGGUCUUGUUCGUUCAAAAACACCAAAAGUGACUGUUUACACAGAGAUGGCAAAAUGCAUGCUGAUGGAGAACUCACAUCCUGCUGACUUUGAGGCAGCUUUUUAUGAAGGUACCAAAGUAUUGGUCUCCCAGAGAGGGAUUUGUAUUGAGAAGGCAGGCACAUCUUUCUUUCUAAACUCUGUGAAAUCCAGCCUUCAUCUCAGCCAGGAUGUUCAGGGACUUCUGGACUAUGUAGAAAAAUGUCGGCAGCAGUGCAUGCAGCUGGAGGCAGUCAUUAGUUCUGUGCAGAGCAAUGACCUUUUGAAAGAUCAGCUUUUUCCUGUUGUUGUUGGGAGGCAGCCAGAUGUGCACAGCGAUGGAGAAAGCAGCAAGGAAAGUUUGGUCUCAGGAAAGGUAGGCACUCUUUACAUGACAACCAGGAAUUCUUUGCAUGACAAUCACCUGCUUAAAACCAACUCUGCAAAGUCCCCAGCAACAGUAAGUAAGCUUUUUGUGACUUUUUAUGCAUUUGAACAAACAACUAUGUCAAUUACAAAUUAAGAAUAAUGUUCUUUAAGUAUAUGCUUAAGAGGAGUCAAUAGACAGCUAAAUGGUUUAUUAUUUUUAGAGGAUUUUUGGUGCGGUCAUGAAUUUAUGCAUUGCCCUUCAUCCCUUUCCCCAUCAUCCUUCUAUUGCUUUCUGUGUCUAUAUGUGUAGUUACUGGCAGUUUUCAAACAUACUUGCCACAAAUUAAAGUAUAAAGAUAAUGAAACUUCUUUUGAAUUUGAGAUGCCAUCCUAUACCCUCCUUUAGUGAUGCUCUAGCCUGCACUGUGAUAUAAACUGAUGCUAACAAGCUGCUGCAUAGGCAUGACACUCUGAGUACUAUACUCAACCAUCACUGCAACAAGCACAUCUUCUAUAAAGAACGGCACUUUCACAAUGGUCACUGAAGUAAUUCUACCAGUCUUCAUGGAGAGCACUGGCUUGGCUGUGGAACUUCAUUUUGGAAAGAUUGUUGACAAGUUUUAUGAUUGGACAUGGCUUGGAUUCUCAGUCACACCAUUAUGUGCUAAUGAUUCCAGCAAAGGCAUGAAGUAUCCGUCAGAUACCGCUGGAGGUCAAGGAAAAAAACUGGAUGUGACACAUGUUGUGAAGAACUUGUGUGGUACAGAGUCAUCAGCAGUGUUAAGAAUAAUAAUAAAUGUGUGAUUUGUUAUAGUGCAUACUUAUGCUUAUAAGGAGACAUGGACAACGCAUGAAGGAAUGGAAGAAUGAGCAACUGUGCUGAUGACCAAAAGAAGACAAAUAUAGAAAGUGCAAAGAACCAAGAGCGUCACGAUUCAGCAGAGGAGGACAAGUAGGGAAGUGGCAAUAAAUGGAAAAGAAGGAAAGUGUGUGAAAAAGGACUAGCAUUGUGUGCACUGUUGUUAGGAGUAAUGCUUAAGGGAGAGGUGUGUCUUCAGUGCAAUGGUGAAUAGGUGAAGAGGAGAGAGUUCCAUUGUUUUGCUGCACAGUAACUAAAAUCCUGUGACUAUGUUGUUGUUCUGGUGACAAGAAUAGUGAAGAUGCAGUCAUCAAAUGAAGAGUAUAUUUUUCUAGCUGGAAUGUAGGAGGAGAGAAAUAGGCAGGGCAGGAGCCUGCAAAGAAAUUAAAUCACAGACCAGACAGUUUGUACUGGAUGUGAGAUUCGAGUAGCCAGUGUAGAAAACAAAGGAGAGAAGUCUUAUUCUUAGUGGCAGACGUGCAGUGGAGCUCUGUACUUUCUGGAGUUUAUGAAUGAGGUAUGAGAUAUGUAUAAGAAUUUUUUUAUUUUUUGACUGGGUGAUGACCUUGCAGCAUACUAAGUAUGUUCUCUGCUGAGCCAGAAUGGGAGAUCAGUUUAUUCCUAUGCAAAAGUCUGCUCUAUCACCUUGAAAUCCACCUGCAUACCAGCUAUGAGAAACUGACAGAAGAAAUGCUUUGCUCUUGAAUGCUAGAAAUGGGAAGGGAAGGAGUUCCUAAUGAUGAAACCCACAAAAGAAUAUAGUUUUUCAUUUGAACCCAAAAUGUGCAGUAUUCGACCUGUAUUUUCACCCUAUAUAGAAGAACAUAUGAUGUGCCUGAAUGGUUUCACUGAGAGGGUGAUGUCAGUGUUGGAUAUUUGUUAGGAGCUUUGCUUGAAGCCCUGCUGCUGAGCAGUAAGAAUAAAUUUGUUUCUAGGAAAAUGCAUGUAUAGCUGGGAGAGGAUGCUUCAGCAUUUGGCAUGGCAUGAUCAAAUAGAAGUUUCUUACAUCUGGUGACUGUACUUCCUGUCCAGUAUCAUCACUCUCUCAGCUAAACAUUUCUUACCCUCUGCACCUUGAACCUUGAAUAUGCCUUGUGUGUGAGGAUAUUUAUUUUCAGUUAUAUAUAUGUACCAUUAGAAAUGACAGACUGGUACCACCCUCGAGCAGUUGGACAAUUAAUCUAAUAUGCAGUGUUGACAUCAGAACAUUAAGAGACAGCUUAGAAAAGUGAACAAGAUCUGAGGCAAUGAUUUAUUUCCCUUAUUGCUUGUUUUCAUUAACUUCCUAGACAAGCAUUUUGCAGACCUCGGGUUCUUGGUCAACUUUCCCACUUGUUCUAAGUAGUGUCAGUUUUUCUUACCAAGUUCUCUAUGGUAAGGGACCAUUUACUAUCAGCAUAAACCUCAAUAGCUCAAAACCUCCUAUGAGGGUAUACCUAUACCCAAUAAAUUAAAGUCUUGUGUAUUUUAUCAAUUUGCAUGCAUACCCACAGUGACUUCAGACAGAAAUCUCUGAUCAUAUUUUAAUGUGGGAACUCAAUUUCCCGCCACAUACAAUCAGUAGAAAUGAUUUACCAUAGUUUUCCAUCUGGUAUCAAAAGAUAAAACAGUUUCAAGCAAGAAAGCAUCACAGAUAUACCCUAACAAAAGCUAAACUUUAUAAAUAUAUAUUCUAAUAUUUCUAACUAAAACUACAAAUGGAUGGAAAUAAGAAAAAUCUCACAAAACAUUCCAAAAUACUUGGAAAAUCUUAUAAAAGUCCACAAAGUUCCAGUUACUGUUGAAUGCUGCUGCGGCAUACAUUUCAGAAUGGUACUGUAAUAUUUUUGAGAUAGUUUGGCAUGGUUUUAUGAAAUGCAUUUUGGGUUAGGAUACUGGCAUUCGUUCAUUUCACGUGCCAUUCACUUGAUAAACUCUACUGGUCAUGAUCCUGUACUAGCCAGUGGUGACCUAAGAUCACACCCUGUACCUAGUGUUGCUGAGAAUGUGUGUGUGUAAGAGAGAGAAAUUAUUUCAAUAUAUAUAUUGUCAAGCAUGAGCAAUACCUUGAAUUGCCCUUGUGGAUGAAUAAAGUUGUAUUUUAAA
Molecule: messenger RNA, 6760 nt
Organism: Pomacea canaliculata
Lineage: Eukaryota; Metazoa; Mollusca; Gastropoda; Architaenioglossa; Ampullariidae
Product: serine/threonine-protein kinase PLK4-like
Exons: 17
Coding region: 1673-3970 (765 amino acids)
Biological process (GO): protein phosphorylation
Molecular function (GO): protein kinase activity; ATP binding
Source: RefSeq, a predicted model, not a curated record